CUGUAGCUGUGUGUGCAAGUUGAAACUUUUUCAGCGCGGUUGUGGUCUCGGGGAUAAGGAGCGGAGUUGGAGCUCCCCUCCCUGCCGCUCGGUCCCUGUGCUCAGUGGUGCUGAUGAGAGGACGUGAGUUUCCACACGCCCCGCCCCCAGUGAGAGAGCCCGGCUGACAGUGAUGCAAGGCAUGCCUGAGAGCAGGCAGCAUCCCGGCAGCAUCCCGGCCACACACCACCGAGCGGACCACUUUGGACUAUACUCUGCACCUCUACUCCUCCAGCGCUCAAGUUUUGCUCCGAGGGGCUUCCUGAAACAAGAAACGCUUUCAAACGGCUUCCUCUUUUUUUUUUCUUUUUCUUUUUGUCUGACAUUUUCUUGAAUGAAUCCGGCUGUGUAGUCUCUCUCCCCCCCAACAAAAACUCGUAGUUGCCCAUUCUCCCAAAUGCUUCGCCUGCCAGUCUCGCUGUGCAUGUGGGUAUAGAAGCGGCUGCGUGCAGGUGGUUUACGGGAAAAAGGUUACACAGGGAUUUUUCCCCCCCCCUUUAGAUAAAUAAACCCCUCUUUUUAUAUUUGUGGACGCGCGUCCACUUACUAUUUAUACCUCACAAUGGCUGAUGGAAACGCGGAAUGCAAUAUCAAGGUGUUGUGUCGAUUUCGUCCACUGAACAAGUCCGAAAUUAACCGAGGAGAUAAGUUCAUCCCUGUAUUUCAAAGAGAGGACACUGUCAUCUUCGGGGGGAAGUCGUACGUGUUCGACCAGGUGUUCCCCACCAGCACCACCCAGGAGCAGGUCUACAACGCCUGCGCCAAGCAGAUCGUCAAAGAUGUACUCGGUGGAUACAAUGGGACUAUCUUUGCCUAUGGUCAAACCUCCUCUGGAAAAACACACACCAUGGAGGGGAACCUUCACGACCCCCAGGGAAUGGGAAUCAUCCCCCGGAUCUCAGAAGACAUUUUCGAACACAUAUUCGCCAUGGACGAGAACCUAGAAUUCCACAUAAAGGUCUCCUACUUUGAGAUCUACAUGGAUAAAAUCCGGGACCUGCUUGAUGUGACAAAAACCAACCUGUCAGUGCACGAAGACAAAUACAGAGUCCCAUAUGUCAAGGGCUGCACGGAGCGAUUUGUCACGAGCCCCGAGGAAGUGAUGGAUGUGAUAGAUGAAGGGAAGGCCAACCGUCACGUUGCUGUCACCAACAUGAAUGAGCACAGUUCCCGCAGCCACAGCAUCUUCCUGAUAAGCAUCAAACAGGAAAACGUGGAGACAGAGCAGAAGCUGAGUGGGAAGCUGUACCUGGUCGACCUCGCUGGUAGUGAGAAGGUCAGUAAGACAGGUGCAGAGGGAGCAGUGCUGGAUGAGGCCAAGAACAUCAACAAGUCUCUGUCGGCCCUGGGGAACGUCAUCUCAGCGCUGGCCGAGGGAACGAAAUCCCAUGUGCCGUACCGUGACAGCAAAAUGACUCGCAUCUUGCAGGAUUCUCUGGGCGGGAACUGUCGCACCACCAUGUUCAUCUGUUGCUCUCCCUCCAGCUACAACGAUGCAGAGACCAAAUCUACCUUGAUGUUUGGCCAACGAGCCAAGACCAUUAGAAAUACUGUAACCGUGAACCUGGAGCUCACAGCAGAGCAGUGGAAGAAGAAGUACGAGAAGGAAAAGGAGAAGAACAGGUCAAUGAAGGAGACAGUACAAAGACUGGAGGCUGAGCUGAACCGCUGGAGGAACGGUGAGCAUGUUGUGUUGGAGCCUCUGAGCCCAGAAUCAGAGGACGUCGUCCCCCUGCAGCCUCACGAGUCUGAGGAGCCGCUCCUCGACAUCUGCAGCCCCUGCAGCCCCUGCAGCCCCUGCAGCCCCUGCUCACUCGCCUCCUCCAUUGUGGUUCACAUCUCGGAGGAGGAGCGGCAGAAGUAUGAGGAGGAGAUCCGCAAGCUCUACAAGCAGCUGGACGAUAAGGAUGAUGAGAUCAACCACCAGAGCCAGAUGGUUGAGAAGCUGAAGGAGCAGAUGCUCGACCAGGAGGAGCUUCUGGCAUCGUCCAGGGGUGACAGCGAGAAGGUGCAGUCGGAGCUCGGCAGGCUGCAGACGGAGAAUGAUUCCGCUAAAGCCGAGGUGAAGGAAGUCCUCCAGGCCCUGGAGGAGCUGGCAGUCAACUACGACCAGAAGAGCCUGGAGGUGGAGGAGAAGAGCGUGCAAAACAAGCUGCUGGCUGAAGAGCUCGCGAAGAAAAUGGCUCACCUCAUGGCUAUGGAGGCGGAGCUGUCCCGUAUCCAGGAAGUGAGCAGCCACCAAAGGAAACGCAUCGCAGAGAUUCUCAACGGGCUGAUGAGGGACCUGAGCGAGUUCAGCACCAUCGUCGGAAACAGAGACAUCAGGCUGCCCAUGGAUAUCACUGGUGUGAUCGAGGAGGAGUUCACAGUGGCACGCCUCUACAUCAGUAAAAUAAAGUCAGAGGUGAAGUCCAUGGUGAAGCGCUGCCGCCACCUGGAAAGCCUCCAGAUGGAGUGUCACCGCAAGAUGGAGGAGACGGGCAGAGAGCUGUCCUCGUGUCACCUCCUUGUUUCACAGCACGAGGCAAAGAUCCGCUCUCUGACGGACUACAUGCAGAACGUGGAGCUGAAGAAGAGACAGCUGGAGGACAGCUACGACUCUCUGAGCGAGGAGCUGGCCAAACUCCAAGCUCAAGAGAGCAUGUCAAAGGUGACCGCAGGGGAGAAUCAAACGUCUGUCCAGGAUUCCUGUGUUAUUAAGAGGGCUCUGGAGCAGCAGAUGGAGUCGCACCGUGAGGCGCACAGCAAACAGCUUGGCCGCCUGCGAGACGAGAUCAAUGAGAAGCAGAAGAUCAUCGACGACCUGACUGAUUGUAACCAGAAGCAGCAGCUCGAGUUGGAGCAACUCCACUGUGACUACGAGUGUCUCAGGAGCCAAGAGCAUCACAAGAGCCGGCAGCUGGAGGAACUGACAUUUCUCCACGAGCGGCACGAGCAGUCAAAACAGGACCUCAAAGGGCUGGAGGAGACUGUUGCUCGUGAGCUGCACACCCUGCACAACCUCCGCAAGCUUUUUGUUCAAGACCUCACGACUCGAGUCAGAAAACAUGCAGGGAUGGAGCCUGAUGAUAGCGGGGGAUACAUCACCCAGAAGCAGAAGAUUUCCUUUCUUGAAAACAACCUGGAGCAGCUUACAAAGGUUCACAAACAGCUGGUACGUGACAAUGCAGAUCUUCGCUGUGAGCUUCCAAAGCUGGAGAAACGUCUUCGAUCUACAGCUGAGCGAGUUAAGGCGCUGGAGGGUGCACUGAAGGAGGCGAAGGAGGGAGCCAUGAAGGACCGCCACCGCUACCAGCAGGAAGUGGAGCGCAUCAAAGAUGUGAUGAGGGCUCGCAAUCCGUUCCGCCGGCCCCAUGCUGCACAGAUAGCCAAGCCCAUCCGUCCCGGUCACUACCCGAUGUGCUCUCCCACCAACCCCUUCUUCAUCCGAGGCUUCAGCGAUCACCCCGUUGCCUUCUGCAAAGCCAGUUUCCACAACAGCAACGACCAGGAAGCAGCUGCUCCUGCUGCUCCUGCAUCUCCUCCUCCUGCACCUCCUGCCGCUCCUGCUGCUCCUGCAACACCAGAGAGUGAGCCCAGGCUACCCGAGACUGACUCCAACCAGAACAGCCCCACCAAACACCACGACUCCAAAAGCUCACACGACAACGACACUCCGGACAACAUGCUUCCAGCUGAAGCGCCGAGCCAAGCGGCCAUGAACACUGCAGAGAUGCUCGAUUCAGAAAAUGGAAACACCACAGAUAUCAAUGACAACAGCAUGUGUCUGAAUGUGAAUUCUGUGUCCAGAACUGACGUAUGUGACAAUCAGGACCCAGCCAAACUCUACAGCCUGCAGCCGGAGGCUUCAGCCAGCUAAUAGUCCUGAGCAGGCAGACGUUUCUUCUGAGGCCUCCUCUGUAAAAUCUGCAUGCAGCUGAUCUCUGUCCUCCCAGCUUAGCUUUCCUCUCCCAUCCUCACCUGCUGUAAACAGACUUCUAUCUCUCCCUUGUUCCCCUUUUUUCCUCCCCCUGCUUGGUCCUCUUCAACGCCCUUCUCCUUCCUGUGCAAUGAUGUGGGGUGUAUGUGGGUAUCACUAGGAUCCAUGGCAAGCACUGCAUCUCAAAUUCCUGGUCUGGCAGCUUACAGCCAUAUUGCUGCACACUCCCCCAAGAUCUGGAAAAAAAAAAAGAAAAAAACCCCAAAAGGGACCACAAAUAAAGGCGGUGAAGAGAAGGUGCAGUGCUGUCGGUAACCACUAGGGUGUGCUGUUUGUCUCAAUGAGAGAAUCACAGUGGACCAAAAAAAAAACAAACAGUACAUUCAAUCUUUAACAUUGUUGUUAUUGUUAAACGUGUAUGGAUCUGAAAAAAAGUGAAACAACAUGAAAAACAUGUGAACCUCAAGCCCACUUUACUAAUAUUUAUACAUCUGACUGUGCAUGUCGAUUUUUGAAUGUUGGUCUUCAGCUUUUCUCUGAAAAAUAAACAAAAGAGGAAGAGAGUGAGGGAGGCAACAUUAUCAGGAAAAGUCUCAGUCUGAACACCGGCGCAGCAGAAGCACUGUGGGUCAACGCAAAUGGGAGAUUCAGUCUUAAAAAUGUGCUGUGUUCAAGGGAUAAUAAAGCUUUCUUCACAGUUUUUGUUAUUGAUAUCAAAUCUCAUGAAAAGACCAAAACCAACAACACGGUCAUCAGUUUGAUGCUGGAACUGGCCUGACUCAGAAAUCUCAGGACACUGUAAUCUUUGGCAGACUUUUCUAAAACCAGAGUAAAUAGUGGAUUUAUCUGGACUGUUUUCAGCCGUGGAUAAAUACACUUUUUUCUGCUCUGGUUAGUUUUUAGGAUGGUGUAUUCAUGGUGAUGAGGAAUAAUCUCAACCAGUGCAGCAGUGUGACUCAGAGAUGGGUUUCUGGAAACAAUGGAAGCUGUUGGCACAGAGGAAAUAGCCACUUGCAGUCGGGGUUAAUUUGGGCCUUGUCAUGUAAUUAAAAAACUAUGCUGAGAGUUACCACCCAGUUUUGUUGCAAUCAGCAGGCACACUGCUUCUGCGUCCUCUGCUGUCUGUCUGACACGCUCACCCACACAGGCAGGGGAAAGGGCCGAUGUGAUGCAUUCAAGCGCACCUCGUAAACUCAGCAAUCCGUCCAUGAAUGAACAGGAAAAGUUUAUAUUUUUUCUGUUAUCAUUUCUUGAAUACAUGCACCUACAUCUGUCAUUUUUCUUGUUCUUCCACUACUUCAUUUAAAAGAAAGAAGAUGCUAAAAUCACAGAUGUGUGAGUCAUUGUGACUUGGGCUCGAGUCCUAAAUCCCAAGAGUCUCAAGAAUCUGCUCAGUUUGACUUGCUUGAAACUUGGACCAAAUGAGUUUGGAGUCACAUGGCUGUAAAAUCAUAAGAAUGUCCCAUUUAUCCCAGUGACAGAUUGUAUUAUCUUAUUUGUGUUAAUCUUAAUAAAUUGUUAUUAGCAAACUCAACCAUAUUCUUUUUUCAAAAUUUUACAUGAUUAAGCCCAGUUGGACCCCUGCUUGUAAUGUUUCUUACAGGAUCAGUUCAUUGCUGGUUUUUGUCUUUUCAUGGAAAUUGUUUACAAUAAGAAAAAUACAGCUAAUCAUCAGACUUCUCCUUUUACUAAACUGUUUCAAU
This is a messenger RNA of Acanthopagrus latus (yellowfin seabream), 5661 nucleotides long. It is a transcript of the gene kif5ab, whose product is annotated as kinesin family member 5A, b. The transcript is spliced from 29 exons. Gene Ontology annotation, biological process: microtubule-based movement. NCBI's taxonomy places the organism in Eukaryota, Metazoa, Chordata, Actinopteri, Spariformes, Sparidae. Gene Ontology annotation, molecular function: microtubule motor activity; microtubule binding; ATP binding. The coding region runs from base 602 to 3898 and encodes 1098 amino acids. The record is from RefSeq and is a predicted model, not a curated record.